GACACUUGUGGUCCCCAAAAUGUUCCACCAGGAGGUGUUUGGGGGGCAGCUAAGUAAGAGGGGGCUCUCAUAGCAGAGGGAGGAGCUAUCCCACGUGGUGGGACCGAGCGACUGGGUCCUCCUUCAAAAGGAAGGGCUCUCGCUUUCCUUCAGGGUCUACAGGAAGCUGGCCGCGUCCCCUCCCCUCCCACCAUGUGGCUGGUCGUCUUCAGCGCGCUGUUUUGGUUUCCCUUACAAGAGGCCCUGAUGACUCACCACACGGGCACCGUCACUGUGGAGGAAGGCCAGCCGCUCACCCUCAAGUGCUCCACUUCUCUCCAGAAGAAUGCCUCCCUCCAGUGGCAGGCCCCCUCGGGGUUCACCAUCUUCUUCAAUGAGCAUCCUGCUUUGAAAGAUUCCAGAUACCAACUUCUUCACCACUCGGCCACACAGCUGUACAUCCGAGUGCCCCACGCCAGCCUGCAGGAUGAGGGCGUGUACACCUGCCUGUGUUACAGCCACACCGUGAGCACUCAGAGCGUGCAGGUGGUGGUGCGUGCAACUCCUUUCAAGCCAACCCUGGAAGCGUCCGUUAUCAGAAGGCCAAAUGGAGACUCCCAUCUGGUGCUCAGGUGCUCCACCAAGGGCAGCAAGCCCCCUCCGCAGAUCACCUGGCUGCUGGGGAACCACCUGGAAAUCUAUGGGGGGACCCACCAUGAAUUUGGCCCGGGCAGGAAGAAGUGUAACACCACCAGCACACUGGUAAUCCACGCCGCCGACAAAAGCUCACAGGUGAGCUGCAUUGUCCAGCACGAAGGGCUGCCGGGGAGAAAGCUGGUCACGCCCUUCCGGUUUGAAGACUUGGUUGCUGACCAAGGGACAGCAGCAGAGAACCUGCAGAGAAACCCCCUCUCCUCCCACACGUCCCAGCGCACCACGGCUGCCGAGCCCACCCAGGAAGAGGAAGAGCAACCCACUCUGGACUCCGGCUUGACCACCGAGACAGACCCUCAGCAGGCGGGGGUGAUGCGGAGAAAAAGUGGGAUUCUGCUGCUCAGCCUUGUGUCUCUCCUCAUCUUCAUCCUCUUUGUCAUCGUCCAGCUCUUCAUCAUGAAGCUGCGCAAGGCCCACGUCAUCUGGAAAAGGGAAAAUGAAAUUUCGGAACACACCCUAGAAAGUUACAGAUCAAGGUCAAAUAAUGAAGAAACAUCUUCUCAAGAGAAAAAUGACCAAACAUCCCUGUCUCGGGGCUGCCUGGGUCACCUCUUGCGUUGGUGUUCAGAAGCUAAAACAGACAGGAAGGGAACUACCCAGCCCCUGUGCCUGGAGGCAAAGCCGGCUCGGGUCCCAGUGAGCAUCGUGUAGCUGUCUGCUUGUGGAGGAACUUUGGAAUGAAUGGGACUUUACAGACCGAUCCUAGGAAAUUCCUUUCCAGUUGGACUUUCAGAAGGUGACACAGGUACUGAGGAGGUGGAGGCUGGAAGAGCCAGAUUUGAAGCUGGCCUGGGCAGAAAAGUGUGUGAGUUUCAUCACCAACCAACAAGCAAAAUGCUGGGCUGGAGAUGUGGCUCAAAUGAUCAAAUAACAGCCGUGAGUGAAGAAAGGCUCUGCCUUCUAAUCCCAGUACCAGCACCCAAAAGAAGGUGAUGCCCAGGUGUGGGUGUGGAGACAAACCAGUACACGACGGAGGGCGGAGAGGAAGGCCCUGACCCACGGCCUGGAACAGGACGGGGAUCCAGGGAGGCUCCACCAUUCCCAUCGACGACUUCUGGCCUAACGCAUGGCUUCUUCCGUUCUUCAGCAAAGGGCAGGGUGUACAUCUGAGGUUCUAGAGCCUGUCACCCUAGUUGCGCCUCAGAGUUUUGCAUGUGAGUGACAUGGAGCGUGUCUUUAUUUCCUUCCAUCAGUUUAUGUCUGUCCAGCAAGCUCGCGUUGCUUGGAUGGGAACAAACCCCUUCUCGGGUGUGCGUUUUCGUCAGCGCGAUGGCUGCGCACACGCCCACGUGCGUAUACAGUGUGUCUCAAUCACGCCUUCGCCUCAUCCCACCCCCUCCUGAAAACAAUUUCCACGGGUUUCACGGUUCUGUUUUCAUACGUGCAAAUAAAGUGUGUCACCAUA
Molecule: messenger RNA, 2098 nt
Organism: Dipodomys spectabilis (banner-tailed kangaroo rat)
Lineage: Eukaryota; Metazoa; Chordata; Mammalia; Rodentia; Heteromyidae
Gene: Crtam
Product: cytotoxic and regulatory T cell molecule
Exons: 11
Coding region: 193-1344 (383 amino acids)
Biological process (GO): cell recognition; detection of tumor cell; positive regulation of natural killer cell mediated cytotoxicity directed against tumor cell target
Cellular component (GO): plasma membrane
Molecular function (GO): signaling receptor binding
Source: RefSeq, a predicted model, not a curated record